AGAAUGUCGAAAGUGCAAUCAGCUAAUAAAAAAAGAUUACCAAAUUUCUCAAAUUUAGAAAAAAUAAAACUAAUCGAAUUAAUAGAGCAGGAAAAAAAUAUUAUUGAAAAUAAAAAGACUGACAACGUAAGUACAAAAGACAAAGAGAAUUGUUGGAUAAACAUCACAAAGAAAUUCAACAGCGAUUGUAUCUCAGGACAUCGAGAUAUGAGUUGUCUGAAGAACUGUUGGGAUAACUUGAAGAAAAAAACUCGUAAACAUUAUGCUGAAAUUCGUAGUGAACUUUUCAAAACAGGUGGUGGAAAGAUGAAUAUUAUCGAAGACCCUAUUGCUGAAAUGGUCAAAAAUAUUAUUCAGCCAUCGGUUGAAGGUUUACAAAAUAGAUUUGACAGCGAUUACAUGCCAGACACAGAUGAUCCACAGUGCAGCAAAGAGUUGGAAAAUGAUGAUUUUUAUCAAGUUGAGGUAU
Messenger RNA from Formica exsecta, 469 nucleotides. RefSeq lists its product as uncharacterized. The transcript is spliced from 3 exons. Lineage: Eukaryota; Metazoa; Arthropoda; Insecta; Hymenoptera; Formicidae. The record is from RefSeq and is a predicted model, not a curated record. The annotation marks the transcript as partial.